ACUGUCAAAGGCGGCUGGGCCUGACAGUCAGUACUGUACGCGAAUUUUAAAAUGAUCUAAACAAGUGAAGUGCAGAAAUUCGGCAAAUAGGGUUAGAAUAGUUUAGACAAUUUGUCAGUGUGUAUAAUGGAAAAAGGUAAAAAAAGAAUUAUCAAAUAUGAAAGUCAGCAAAAAAUGUAUACGUGCCAAGAAUGAUAAGAAAUCUUAUGGGAUCUGGCUGAGGAGCAGAAAAGCUGAAUGUAGCUCUACAGGGCAAAAGUUAAACAUAGACCUACAACAUCUAUCGAACAGAGGAAAUCCUGUAGUAACUCUCAACUCCAGUCAAGUGAAAAAUCAACUAGCAGUUGCUGAGAGCCCCAAAAUUGAUGAAAAUGAGUCUACUUGUGUUAACGAGCAUGAAUGUUGGAUUGUUGCCAGCAAAGAGUCAACAAAAUCUGACUUAAAGCUAUGUCUUCAAAAGACCAGCACUUCUCAUAGUGAAACCGUCAUAGCAACAUCACAGUCAACUCAGCUGCAACAGAGUAAAAAUGGAAGCACUGGGCAAGGAGUUGAACCUUGCCAGGCUGGUUGUGAUGUGCAGUGCAAACAAAUCACUCUUAGAAGUGCUACCCAGCAACGAGGAAUCAAAAGGAAGAAACAAAAGCUGUCUUACAGGAAAACACAAAGGCAAAAGAAGAUGAAAAAUGGAAUGGCCAAAAAUAAAAAUUUGUCCCCAGAAGUAAAAGACCUGCUCACAACACAAGAAAAAUUAAAUGAGAAAGGCUCGAUUCGUAAGAAGAAAAUCAUCACUAAAAGAAAAUCUUCAACUGCAAAAGUUAAAGAUGAAGAAGAAUGUGCUAUCGAAAGUAUGCUUGGAGAUGUAUUUAUUGCAGAACCUGACAAUAUCUCAAGCAGCAGUGUUUUAAUUAGAGAUGUGUUGAUGUAUGACAAAGAAGAGGAUGUACCAACUGUAUCUGAUAAAGUUGUUAUAGAAAAUAAUUCCAUGUGUCAUGAUGUUGAGCUGUUGCUACCGGAAAGUAUUACGUAUUUACAGAACCAAUGCCCAAAUGAUACUGUUGGAAAUGGUGAUGAGAGUCAAGAUUUAAAGUAUGGAGACCUUUUGGGAAGCCCAAAUUAUGGAAUUAAAGCAUGUAUUGAUCAUUCUAUUGGAAUAUCUGACAAUGUCCCUGCAGAAGAAUGUGGUGAAAAUGAGUAUAUUAGCAGCAACAGCACAGAGCAUACAGAGUACCAGCUAAGCCAUAGCUCAUCUUGUAGAAGCACUUUUGAAGAUACAAAACCUGCAGAGCCUAAGGAAAAUGAAAGUGUCAGGGAAACAUCUUCAAUUACUGAUACUUCUACAGGUAACCAAGUUGUCCUGCAAAAUACUACCAGUGGUCUAGAGCUUGAAUCCAAUGAAAGUAGUAACCAGCAAGAAGACAAAUAUGAUCAAAUGAUAGAUUUAACUACUGCUCUUUUGAGUGGCGAAGACAACACAGUUACUGAAGAUAUUAUAUCAUCUCAAAGCUCUGGUAUAAAAUAUAGCCAGCCCAAAGUUCAGAUGAACUGUGAUUGCUUAGGAAAUGUUGUAUUUACCAACAUCAUCAUCUGUCCUUCAGAUCUCUAUAUGCAAGGUGAGGAGAUUACUUCCAAUGAUGAACUGCAAUGCGGAGUUGGGAUACAGUAUGUACAAUUGAACAAAGAGUUUAACACUAAUAUAAACAAUGAUCAACCAGUAGAAAUUGCCAAAGGGAGACAUAGUAUUAGCGCUGUGAAUGAAGUCCUUCGGGACGAUACUGACUGCGGAAAUGACCAGAACGAUAAUUCAUUAGGCAAGACCUGUCAGCUUGUCAUUGCUGAAUCUGAAGGUAUGGUACACACUAAUAAUCAGGAGAGUGAAAGCAGUAGUUGUGGGCAAACAGAGUUCAUUACAAGUGGAAAUAGUGUUGGAGCGGAAGACAAAAAUAUUGCUAAAAUAAGAGAGAUGACAUGUGUUGUUAAGUUAUUUCGUGGAAAUUACCAAAUGCUGGGAGAUGAUGCUGAUGAUGCAUCUGAGAAAGUAGAUUCUAAAUCUGAACAAAGCAGUUGUCAAUCUGAAACAGUUGCUGAAGAUGAGCCUAGUGUGGAACAAUGUUUGGAAAAUAGAUGUGAGGAUCCAAGUGGAACUCAUGAAGAAAACACAGUAAAUGAUUCUUCAAAGACCAUGGAAGAAAACUCGCCUGAAGAAUCUGAAGCUGAGAUUUUCGCAAAACCUACCUCAACCUUGUACAGUUUUUCUCUUUUACAAGAGUACAGCUCAGGUGAAAGUGACAAUGAACUUUCCCCAGAAGCAGCUACAGAUGAUAGUGUUCAUUGUGAUGGUAAUUGUGGUGGUGUUGAUAUUCAACCAAUGGACCCUACAGAAGACAGAUGUGCCAAUAACUAUGAGAAUGAAGGAAAAGAUGUAAAAGUUGAUGAUCUUGAAGACCUUGACAAACUUUCUGUCCAUUGUGAAUCAAGUGAUUUGUUUUCAUCAGAUGAUGAAAGUUCCUCAGAUAGAGAGACUCCAGUUAAAGGCCUUUCCACUAUGAAUUCUGAGAGUAAUAAUCAAAGAGAGCAACAGACAGCUGAUGGAGAACAAAUUCCUGUGCAAACACUACACAAGUCUCAAGAUUAUGCGAAGGACCCUCAACUGAUCUCAAAAGUAAAACCAAUGGUGAAACCUUUGAAUAAGUCACCACUUAAGAGGAGAGUUGUUGAGGUCAGGUCCAGACACUAUCCAAGCUUUCAGUCCUGUAAGGUAAACGAUAGCUCUUUUAGAAGUUCAGUAAUGAACCAAAACCCUUACAAGGCCCAUAUUUAUCAUAGAGAAUAUGCCAGUCCACAAAUGAAGAAGCCACUGCUAUCACUUUUUCAAACUUCUAGAAGUCCAGAGAUUCAAAAAAGAUGGAAAGGGAAUUGGGAAUCUCGUAGUUGUGAUGGUUAUAGAAAUGAAUUCAAAUCAAAUCAUCGUAUAGUAGUCAACCGUGAUCCUCAUCAGUUGAUUCUAAACUUGGUGAAUAAUGGUCUUUUAGUCCAAGCCUGGAGGGAGAUCGUACAUUAUGGGCUGUGCCAUGAAGUGGACACUCGGUGCCUGGAGGACAUGGUGGUCAAAGGCUGCAUGAUGAUGACAGACAAUGCAUGGCAGAUGGCAAUGGAAAUCCUGACAGAACUCAAGUACAAUGUCAGCUGUAAUCUGCCAAUCCUGUGUUUCAAGUUGAUAAAAAAUUUAUGUAACAUGAAAGAAAUGAAUCGAGCAAUGGUGAUUUUUGAUUAUAUACCCUUUCCACUAAAUUGUUUGGUUCCAAUGGAAAUAUUAGACCAGUUAUUGGAUGGCUUGAUGUCAACCUCAAAAUGGAAAGCCGCAAGAGAUGUGGUUGGUCGACUUCUCUGCUCAGGGUUAAAGCCACAGGAUUACGUGUUGCAGAGAAUUCUGAAAACAUUUUACGAUGACUCGGACAGUCAAGGCAUUAUUGAACUUCUUAGACUGCUUCAAAAGUCUGCCAUGCAGCGUGCACACCCAAUAUACCAGGAUGCAUUGCGGUUUUUACGAAGACUGCAACUAAACACAAGGUGUGAUUAUCAUGAUGACCCAGUACAAAGUUCAAAGCUGAAGAAACUCUUGGAGCCCCAGAACAUUAAAGAGCUGAUAAGUGCUAUAUGGGAUUGUCCAAAUGGCUUUCAUUUAGGCCGGAUGUGUACAACAUUCUUUGAAGUAUGGUCUGUAGAGGCCUCAUGCUCAUCAGCACUGCAGCAGGAAAUCUGUGCGUAUCUGACAAGAGGGCCUCAACUCCAGGCAGUAAUGUUUGCAGACUUUAUUCGUGAAUUGGAUAAAACACGCAAAAUUUGUCCAGCAUUUCGUGAAGCAUGUACUGACCUCCUGAAUGGUCUUCUACUAGAAGCGCUUGCUUUGGACAACAAAAAACUUGCACUGCGGAUCAUCUUUCCAUCAAUGGAAUCGUACUUAAUACCAAUUUAUGACAAGGGUUUAGCAAGUUUGACAGACCUCCAGUGGAAUGCUGGGUCGGCAGCAAGAGCAACAGCAAGGCGUCUUUUUAAUCUGCGGUGUCAGAAUGGCUUUCUCGGUAGUCGCCACGUCCGACCAUUUGAAUUGUUAAUUCAAUCAACCUCAUCCAUUGCUGAGAUAUUCUUUACAAUCGAGAAGUUUCUUUUCUCUCAUAAACAAUUGUACAACAAAAGAACGUAUCAUUACGACAUUGUGAGAGUAGUUAUUCUGCACGGACCAAGACCUAAAGGUUUUAAUUUGACUGUCGAAAUGGAGAAUUGUAUUCACAGGGUUAAACAUGUUCUAGAAACUGCUUUUGAGCCACCAUUGAUAAUUCUACGCAUUUAUCCAUUCACAAACAAAUCGCCUAAAGAUGUACUCGUUGUGGCAUACCAUUCAAUUCAAGAUUGGUUGAAGCUGAAAGCAAAUUCCUCAAAGCAAGAUCCGUACCAAUACUGCCCUAUUCCCAGAUACAGUGUGGCGGUUAAAUAAUCGGAGAAGUAUUUUUUUAUUUUAAUAAUUGUUUUAGGCCCAACCCUUUCUAUUGUGUUUGCAAAUUUUGAGGCAUUUUAUAAGGCAGUAAUGCAUGGUGUUCCAACAGCAUCUCAAAUAGAAUAUAGAUUGUUAGGUUGUUUUCAUUUUUGAAGUUAUUAAAGUUAAAGAAAAGAAAAAAAGAAAUAGUAAUGAAGUUAUAUAUUUUAUAUUUAUUUAAAAAAAAUACUAUAUAGAAAUAAUAUGGAAGAAUAUUUAUAUUUAGUUUUACAAGAAACGGGUGUCAAAUAUUUAAUUUGUUACUUUGAUUAUUUUUACUUUCAAGAUAGUAAUUUUCUUUAUCAUUUCAUUCCAUAGAAAAUUUUUAUAGAAGGAACCAAAGAUAUUUUUAUGCAGUUCUUUUGUUUGUUUCACAAUGUUACACCUUGUUUUUACCCAUGUAUUUAAUUAUGUUUUUGCAUUUUGCUUAUAUAGCGUAACAUUUAAAAAAUUUUUUAAAUAUAAAAGAAUAUCUAUUUUGUUUUCAAAUUGUUAUCUUUCAUAGAAAAUUUUAAGAGAAGGAACCAAUGAUAUUUUUAUGCAAACUUGUUCAUUUGAAACACUUUUUUUUACCCAUGUAUCAUGUUUUUGUAUAUUUGCUGAUAUAUAGCCUAACAGUUUAACUAUAUAAAAGAAUAUGUAUCUUGUUGUCAAAAUGUUAUAAUUUUCAUUUCAUUUUAUAGAAAACUCUAAGAGAAGCAACCUUUGAUAUUUUUAUGCAAUUAUGUUCUUUAUUUCACAAUGCAAAAUUGUUCAUUUGAAACACCUUGUUUUACCCAUGUAUGUAUUUAUUCAUGUUUUUGUAUAUUGCUUUCAUAGAGCCUAACAUUUGAACUAUAUAAAAAUAUGAAAGAGUAUAUAUUUUGUUUUCAAAGAAACAUAUCUUUUGUUGCGACAUACUUUCAUUUAAGAUUUUAAGAGAAGGAAUCUAUCAUGUUAUUUCUAUGCAAUUAUAUUUUUUUUGCAAUGUUUUAUGCACAAUUUCUUAUUACCCAAAUGUACAUGAAAAAUAUAUGUAUAUGAUCAUGUUUUGGUAUAUUGCUUUAUAUAGCUUAUGCAUUCUGUAGAAGAAUAGAAUGUAUUUUAAAGAUUUAUAUGUUUUUAAAAUUUAUAUAUAAAAUAUGCCAUAGCAGAAUGAUAUCCACAGAAUACAUUGUUUUAAUCUUUGACAUUUUAAUCCAAGCUCAUCAUUUGAACAAAAUUCUUUCAUGAUGCAUUCUGUUAGAGAUUUUAUGUUUUGAAAUUGUUUUAUAAAAAUAAUCAGAAGAAACAAAAUUAAAGGUUCUUGUUGAAUA
Molecule: messenger RNA, 5826 nt
Organism: Anneissia japonica
Lineage: Eukaryota; Metazoa; Echinodermata; Crinoidea; Comatulida; Comatulidae
Exons: 11
Coding region: 158-4492 (1444 amino acids)
Molecular function (GO): protein binding
Source: RefSeq, a predicted model, not a curated record